AUGCAAGAAACACUCAACUUUGCAGAAAAGCUGAGACCACAUUUGAAAAAAUGUGUGUCUUUGUUUCUAUUAACAAUAUUGGUAUUGAAUGAACCAAUUAAUUCAGAAAAUGUCCCACAAUUAAGAAGAUUAGGAUCUCAUCAUUUUCAUCACACACAUCACCAUACACCUGUACAGGUCCAAGGAAGUAUUGUAAGAACGCCAACUGCCCAGGGAAUAGCAAGAGAGCUUCCUGUCCCAACACCACUAUAUUCCCAAGUUCCAGAAGUACGUGGAUCUGAGGAAACUGUAACAUCAAUACAAGAAACAGUUGUUGAGACUGGUAAUCCAAAAUAUUCAAAAAGAGACGUGAUAGUCACCAGAGAUCCAUUUUAUACAUGUCCAAUGGGAUUUAACUUUGAAGAUGGAACAUCGGCAUCCCCUCAGCAAAAAUGCUUUAAAAUGGAAGUAGCAGACUUUGUUUUAGGAUGCCCAAAUGGUUGGGCAUUUAAUGGGAUUAAAUGUACAGGAGUUUUAACAGCAGAUGCACAACAAGCAUGUGAUGAAGGCUCGGAUAUUUUAAUGGAUGAAAAUGUUGGUAUUCAAUGUAUUCAAAAUCUUGUUGCUCCGAAACUUAUUUCUUGUCCUGAAAAUUACUUAUUACAAGAAAAUGAGUGUGUUUUUCCAAUGCAUUCAAAGCCUGAUUUAAUUUGUCCAGAAUCCUUUGUGCCACUUAGUAAUGGAAAUUGCCAAAAAGAUAUAAGAGUUCCAGCAGCAUUAGAAUGUCCUCCCGAGUAUAUUUUAAACAACGGAGAAUGUGAGAAAAGAGUGGAAGUCCCAGUAUCUCAAUUUAACAAAAUCUGUCCAUUAGGAUUUACCUUGGAUACCAAUGGUAACUGUACAAAGCAAGUUAACGUGAAUGCAUUAUUUGGUUGUAGAGAAGGAUACGAAAAAUCUACAAUGGGAAACGGAGAAAAUGGUUGUGUCAGAUCAGUAAUAAUAGAUGCAAGAUAUAGGUGUUCACAAGAAUAUGAGCUUGUAAAUAAUCAAUGUAUAAAGAAACUUACAAAACCCCCGAUGGUUUCCUGUCAAGAAGGUUAUUCUCUGGAAAAUAGUAUAGAAUGUGUCAAAGAAAAGAAGAUACCAGCCAAAUUUGAAUGUCCCAAGAAAAAAGAUUAUAUGUAUAACCCACAAACAAAGUUAUGUCAUUCUAUGAGUCAUCAUCAUUCCCAGAAAACACAUCAACCUUUAGUAAUAUGUCCAGUGGGAUCUAUUGUACAAGAUAAUAAUCACUGUGUAUCUGUAGAGAAGUCGUUUCCAAAAGUUGAAUGUUUGGAAUCAGGUAAUGGAAAAUGUAAAGUAAUGGAGACUGAAAGUACUGAUAUUGAAUGCCCACCUGAAUUUAUUUAUGAAGGAAAUGGGUUAUGUGUUAGUAGAAUACAAGCAGAUCCUCAGAUUAAAUGCCCGAACGGUUCAUCUGCAACUCCUCAGGGAACAUGUUUAAAAAUUGAAUUAAUAUUACCGAAACCAUUAUGCCCAGAAGGAUUAAGACCAUCAAUAACAGUAAUGGAUGGACAAAUUCCACUAUGCAUAGGAAGAGAAACUGUACCAAAACAAGAAACUUGUCCUUCAAAUUAUGAACUUGUAACGGCUUCUGAUACUGGAUUAAGGAGAUGUAGAACAUAUACAAAGAGCGAACCAAUAAUAGCUUGUGCAAAUGGAUUUGUAGAGGAUGCUCAAGGGUGCGUGCAGACUAUUAAAUCUUCCCCGAGAUUGCUUUGUCCGGAAGACUACAUACUUCAGUAUUCCAGAUGUAUUAAACAAAUUGAGGAUAUGCCAAACAAAAUGUGCCCAGCAGGAUUUGAAUUGAUUGAUGAUGACCAAUGUAGUCAGACAGUUUACUCCAAACCAAUUCCAAAUUGUCCUGAGGAUUAUAUGUUUGACAAUAUUGUUAAGAGAUGUUAUAAAGUAGAUGUUCAGUAUGACUUUGCAUCUGUAGAUACUAAUGUUUACAAGCAGAAUAUUACAAACAUUGUACAAACAGGAGAAAAUAGUAAUAAAGAGAAGAAUGAUGAUGAUGAGACAAUUGAAGAAACUUUUCAAGUUAAUAAUGUUCCAUUCCAAAACCAGAUUCCAAAUUACCCAGGCAUAAGGUAUCCUCCGUAUCAGAGGUUACUUCCUCCUCAAACUCAAUCUCAGUCCAUAAGGCCUCCUCCAGUUCAAACGAUUUAUCCUCCUCAAGCAUAUUUACAAAAUGGGGCCUAUUCAAAUUAUGGGGGAAUUAUGCCUCAAACUACACAACUUAACACUGGUGCUGCAGGAUAUGGCUAUCCCUUCCCGGGUUUCCAACAGUAUGCACCUGCCCCAAGGUUCACAAAUAGUCCAUCUUACCCUGUUUAUAUGAGGAGUCUUUCAGAGGAAAAAAAUGAAUUAUAA
Messenger RNA from Cryptosporidium ubiquitum, 2415 nucleotides. Its product is annotated as oocyst wall protein 7. The record is from RefSeq and is a predicted model, not a curated record. NCBI's taxonomy places the organism in Eukaryota, Apicomplexa, Conoidasida, Eucoccidiorida, Cryptosporidiidae. The transcript is spliced from 9 exons. The coding region runs from base 1 to 2415 and encodes 804 amino acids.